Oncorhynchus keta (chum salmon) is the source of this 5025-nucleotide messenger RNA. RefSeq names its product ubiquitin carboxyl-terminal hydrolase 32-like. The record is from RefSeq and is a predicted model, not a curated record. Gene Ontology annotation, biological process: protein deubiquitination. Gene Ontology annotation, cellular component: Golgi apparatus. Gene Ontology annotation, molecular function: cysteine-type deubiquitinase activity; calcium ion binding. Lineage: Eukaryota; Metazoa; Chordata; Actinopteri; Salmoniformes; Salmonidae. Bases 152 to 4993 code for a protein of 1613 amino acids. The transcript has 33 exons.
GAGGGGCGGAGGUGACGAGAGGCGUCGCUCGUUGAAAACACAGCGAGACACAUCGCUGGUAACGGAUUUCGCAAGAAACGGACAACGGCAACAGGCGCCGUUCAUACACUCCACAUUUAAUUUUCUCACAUCUUAGUGAAAUGAGGGCAACAUGGGUGCAAAGGAGUCAAGGAUAGGUUUCCUUUCGUAUGACGAGGCCAUUAAAAGAGUAACUGAUGUGGAGUUGAAGCGGCUGAAGGAUGCCUUUAAGAGGACCAGCGGCCUGUCCUACUACAUGGCCCAACAGUGCUUCUACAGAGAAGUACUGGGAGACGGAGUCCCUCCAAAGGUUGCAGAGGUCAUCUACAACUCGUUUGGGGGCACGUCUAAAGGACUACACUUCAACAACCUCAUCAUUGGCCUGGUGCUGCUGACCAGAGGACGAGAUGGGGAGAAGGCCAAGUACCUCUUCAGCCUGUUUGCCAGUGAGUCUGGCGGCUAUGCGGCGCGGGACGACAUGGAGGCCGUACUCCGGGCAUUGGACGGGGAAGUCCCGCCCUCUCUAAGGAAGUGCUUCAGCGAGGGGGAGAAAGUCAACUAUGAGCGCUUUAAGAACUGGCUCCUACAGAACACGGAGGCGUUCACCUUCUCCCGUUGGCUGCUCUCCGGAGGCGUGUGUGUCACCCUCACAGACGACAGCGACACGCCCACCUUCUACCAGACUCUGGCCGGAGUCACACACUUGGAAGAGUCUGAUAUCAUUGACUUGGAGAAGCGCUAUUGGCUGUUGAAAGCCCAGUCCAGGACCGGACGCUUUGACUUGGAGACCUUUGUCUCGCUGGUCUCUCCUCCUAUUCACGCUUCGCUAAGUGAAGGUUUGUUUCAUGCCUUUGAUGAGAACCGGGACAAUCACAUCGACUUUAAGGAGAUCUCCUGUGGCCUGUCUGCCUGUUGCCGGGGGCCCGUCGCCGAGAGGCAGAAAUUUUGUUUCAAAGUGUUUGACGUGGACCGGGAUGGGGUUCUGUCCCGAGACGAAAUCCACGAGAUGGUAGCCGCACUCCUGGAAGUUUGGAAGGACAAUCGCACAGACACACUUCCUGAGCUGCUCACCAACGUGUCGGACAUAGUGGAGGGAAUCCUGAACAUGCACGACACGACCAAGCUGGGUCACCUGACCCUGGAGGACUACCAGAUCUGGAGUGUGAACAGCGCUCUGGCCAACGAGUUCCUCAACCUGCUGUUCCAGGUCUGUCACAUUGUCCUUGGGCUUCGACCUGCCACUGCUGAAGAGGAGGGACAAAUCAUCAGGGGGUGGCUGGACAGAGAGGGCAGACAUGGGCUUCAGCCUGGGGAGAACUGGUUCCUCAUCUCCAGCCAGUGGUGGACGCUCUGGAAAGACUACGUCAAAUAUGACCGCAAGUCCAUCGUGGUGGAUCAGCCCUCUAUCCUCUCCUCUCUGAGGAAUCCUCAGGCCUCUGCGACCGUCGAGCCUUCCCCCCUGGAGCCAGGGGUAGGUGAAGGUCUGGGGGUCCCCGGCCCAGCCAGCCCCUCAGAGGAGAGGUCCCCUGAUGCUGUGUCCAGCGCCUCUGAAGCCACAGAGACCCAAAGCACAGUGGUGACCCCCCAGGCCGGCCCCUCGGCCACAGAGAUCUGUUUUGCCCGGCAACACAACGUGUCAGACAACAACCAGUGUUUCUCCGGGGCCAACGGCCACAUCCCCUCCCUCCCUCAGUCCCAUCUGGCAGCUCAGAGGCCUGGAGCCAUCGACAACCAGCCCCUGGUCAACACAGACCCCAUGAAGGCCCCCACAUUGACCAUGGAGGGAGGCCGGCUGAAGCAGUCCCUACAGCUGGUGGCGGGCAGGGACUUUGAGACGGUGCCAGAGCCGGUGUGGAGGGCACUGUUCCACUGGUAUGGCGCCAACCUCAGCCUGCCACGACCGGUGAUCCAGCAGACGAAAACAGGCCGUGCUGAGCUGGAGCUCUUCCCACGCUACCUCCUCUUCCUGCGGCAGCAGCCCGCCACACGCACCCCCCAGUCCAACAUCUGGGUUAACAUGGGUAUGACCAGCCUGAGAAUGUUCCCCCAGCAUCUCCCCAGAGGUAACGUGCCCUCCCCCAACGCUCCUCUGAAGCGUGUCCUGGCCUAUACAGGCUGUUUCAGCCGCGUGGGCACCAUCAAGGACAUCCACCUGUACCUGUCUCGGAGGCUACGCAUCAAAGACGAGGACAUGAGGCUGUGGCUCUAUAACAGCGAGAACUAUCUGACCCUCCUGGAUGAUGAGAACCACACUCUGGAGGGCCUGAAGAUUCAGGACGAGCAACACUUAGUUAUCGAGGUUCGGAACAAAGACAUGAGCUGGCCAGAAGAGAUGUCCUUCAUCGCCAACAGCAGUAAAAUGGACCGGCAUAAAGUUGCUACGGAGAAGGGUGCCACGGGCCUCAGUAACCUAGGCAACACGUGCUUUAUGAACUCUAGUAUCCAGUGUGUGAGCAACACCACGCCCCUCACUGACUACUUCAUCUCAGGAAGACACCUCUAUGAACUCAACAGAACCAACCCCAUCGGGAUGCGAGGUCACAUGGCUAAAUGUUACGGAGACCUGCUGAUGGAGCUGUGGAGUGGAACACAGAGGAACGUUGCUCCUCUCAAACUCAGGUGGACGAUAGCGAAGUACGCCCCACGGUUCAACGGCUUCCAGCAGCAGGACAGUCAGGAGCUCCUGGCCUUCCUAUUGGACGGGCUCCAUGAGGACCUGAACAGGGUGCAUGAGAAACCCUACGUAGAGCUGAAGGACAGCAACGGACGACCCGACUGGGAGGUCGCCUUAGAGGCGUGGGAGAACCACUUGCGGAGGAACCGGUCCAUCGUGGUGGAUCUGUUCCACGGCCAGCUCAAGUCCCAGGUCAAGUGUAAGACUUGUGGUCACAUCAGCGCUCGCUUCGACCCCUUCAACUUCCUGUCUUUACCCCUCCCCAUGGACAGCUCCAUGCACCUGGAGAUCACUGUCAUUAUGCUGGAUGGUUCUACCCCUGUACGGUUCGGCCUGAGGCUCAACAUGGAUGACAAGUACACCGGUCUGAAGAAACAGCUGAGUGAACUGUGUAGUCUGAAACCAGAACAGAUACUACUGGCUGAGGUCCACACCUCCAACAUCAAGAACUUCCCUCAGGAUAAUCAGAAGGUGCGUCUGUCGGUGAACGGCUUCCUGUGUGCGUUUGAGAUCCCUGUGCCAUGCUCCCCCAGUUCCCUCACCUCUCCAACACAGACAGACAUCACCCCUGUGCCCAUGGUUAACGGGGUGGGGGUGGCAGCACAUCCUGAUGGUAAGCCUGGUCUGAUCUCCAACGGCAUGCCCAGCACCAUGGUGCACUGCAGAGAGACCACAGAGAGAAGCCUGGCUAAUGGACACGUGUCCCCCGCCCAGGACAGCCCCUUCAUCGGGUACAUCAUCGCCAUGCACAGGAAGAUGAUGCGGACAGAGUUGUAUUUCCUGUCCAGUCAGAAGAACCGUGCCAGUCUGUUUGGGAUGCCCCUGAUCGUUCCCUGUACGGUUCACACCAGUCAGAAGGACCUGUACGAUGCUGUCUGGAUACAGGUGGCCCGUCUGGCCAGCCCUCUGCCCCCGCAAGAGGCCAGCAACCAUGCACAGGACUGUGAUGACAGUAUGGGCUACCAGUACCCCUUCACACUGAGGGUGGUGGGGAAGGAUGGCAACUCAUGUGCCUGGUGUCCCUGGUACAGCCCCUUCUCCCGGUCCCCAUCUGUCCCGUCUAACCCCCUUCUCCCUGUCUAUCUGUUCCGUCUAACCCCCUUCUCUCCGUCUCUCUCUCUCCAGAUAGUAGAGGAGCACUGUAGUGUGCAGCAGAGUCGCAGGGCCCAGGCAGAGCCCAUCAGUCUAGACAGUUGUCUGAAGGCCUUCACCAGUGAGGAGGAGCUGGGAGAGGAUGAGCUCUACUACUGCUCCAAGUGCAAGACCCACCGCCUGGCCACCAAGAAACUGGACCUGUGGAGGCUGCCGCCUAUACUGAUAGUACACCUGAAGAGGUUCCAGUUUGUGAACGGCCGCUGGAUCAAGUCUCAGAAGAUCGUCCAGUUUCCCAGAGAGAGGUUUGACCCUAGUGUUUACCUGGCUCCCCGGGAGGCGGGGCUUAACGGGCUACACAGUCUGCAGAGCCGCAGCGAGGGGGAGGAGCUACUGAGGAUAGGAGGAGGAGAAACGGUCUCCUCCAUCUCCGCCCCUGCUGGGUUCCUCAACAUCCUCAAAGCCUCUCCUGCUUCAGGCAGGAAGUCAGCCCCUCCCUCUUCCAUCAGUUGUACCAGCAGCCCCUGCAGCAGCCCCAAGACAGGAGGAGGGUCAGGGAGCACAGGCCACAGACAGACCCGCCUCAGGCUUCCCCAGCUGGGCAGCCGCCACCGCCUCUCCAACAGCAAGGAGAACCUGGAGGGUAGUACCAGGGAGGGGGGCAGCGACUCCGACACCGAGCCCAGGGAGGGAAGACUGCAGGCGGACACGGAGGGUGGGCUCGUGGGAGUGAGGAGCGAGCCGGAGAUGUCCACCACAGACGCGUUUAGCAGCCUCAGUGACGUCAUCGUGAUGAACGGGGACAGCGGUGGCUAUAGCGACGGGCUACAGCGCACGGAGGCCAGUACGGCGCCCAGCACGAACCUAGAGACACCCACCACCACCCUUCUGCACCAAAGAGACAACAGCCUGGAGAACAUCUACAACUUGUAUGCAAUUUCAUGCCAUUCAGGUAUCAUGGGAGGAGGACAUUAUGUGACCUAUGCCAAAAACCCCAACAACAAAUGGUACUGUUACAACGACAGCAGCUGUAAGGAAGUGCACUCAGAGGAGAUGGACACGGACUCCGCCUACAUCCUGUUCUAUGAGCAGCAGGCGGUGGACUUCUCUCAGUUCCUGCCAAAGACUGACGGCAAGAAGAUGGCCGACACCACUAGCAUGGACGAGGACUUUGAGUCUGACUACAAGAAGUACUGUGUCCUGCAGUGAUCAGGAUAACACCCUCGACCCACCCACCCACC